GGGAAUGAGUUCUUUACUUGCACUGGAGACCCCAGGGGUGCUGCUCCAUGCCCCAGCUGGGUGACGUGGCUGACUCCUACUUGUCGGAACGUGGCAGCCAAAUUGUCCAAGCUGCCUCAUUCCUCUCAACUUGUGGAUCUCUCCAGGGAGCUCAUUACGAGCUUGGAUAGACUGGGCUGCCAUUCCCUCUGAUCCAGCACUUAAGAGAAAGCCCAAGCAGCUACAGGGGAGUUGUCCACGGCCACGGGAAAAAGAAAAGUAAAGAGGAGAUGUAGAGGAGCGCGAGGAGGAGAAGAAACACUUGUUCAUUGAUAGAGGGACUGGGAAUCUGUUCUUCCCGGAGGGAGGAGCUGAGCUCCAGCAGAUCUGGAGAGGCCACCAGCAGCAUUCAGCAUCCCUAACACCGUGCACACUUCUACUGAGGGGGACCACAUCCAAAAAUAAAAGAGAAGAAGACCCUGACCAAGGUGACGGGAGAUGAAGAGCAUCACAUCCUACCUGAGGCCCUGAUACAAAGGCACGCUCGAGUGGGAGGCAAGUAAAUCCACACUAAACAAUAGUUCACUUGUGUACCGAGUAGAAAUGGACUGCACAAUCAAGUCUGACACUGCUCUGAUCAAAAGUAUACUUCUUUCGUGUGUUAUUAUGAGUUUUCGUGUUCAUACAAGCUUUUCACAGAUAACUACUGCUUCAAUAAAAGAAGACGCCAAUGAUAACAUUACAAUAUUCACCCGAAUACUUGAUGGUCUGCUAGAUGGAUAUGACAACAGACUACGACCUGGACUUGGAGAGAGAAUAACCCAAGUAAAAACAGACAUUUAUGUUACAAGCUUCGGACCAGUAUCAGAUACUGAAAUGGAAUAUACGAUUGAUGUGUUCUUCCGUCAGAGCUGGAAAGAUGAGCGGUUGAGUUUUCAGGGACCCAUGCAACGACUUCCUCUGAAUAACUUACUAGCCAGUAAAAUUUGGACACCAGAUACAUUUUUCCACAAUGGCAAAAAGUCCAUUGCUCACAACAUAACCACUCCCAACAAACUGCUACGUCUUGAAGAUGAUGGAACAUUACUUUAUACUAUGAGACUGACAAUUUCUGCAGAAUGCCCUAUGCAGCUUGAAGACUUUCCAAUGGAUGCUCACGCAUGCCCUCUAAAAUUCGGGAGCUAUGCAUAUCCUAAUUCUGAAGUAAGGUAUGAGUGGACAAAUCUUACAGAGAAAUCAGUUGUGGUGGCACCAGAUGGCUCGCGUUUAAAUCAAUACCAUUUAAUUGGAAAAACUGUAGGAACAGAAAACAUCAGUACUAGCACAGGAGAAUACACUGUCAUGACAGCACAUUUCCAUUUGAAAAGAAAAAUCGGCUAUUUUGUUAUCCAGACCUACCUGCCUUGUAUAAUGACGGUCAUAUUAUCCCAAGUGUCGUUCUGGUUAAACAGAGAGUCGGUUCCAGCAAGGACAGUUUUUGGUGUUACAACAGUGCUAACUAUGACCACUCUGAGUAUCAGUGCACGGAACUCACUGCCAAAAGUUGCCUAUGCUACAGCAAUGGACUGGUUUAUAGCUGUAUGUUAUGCCUUUGUGUUUUCUGCCCUCAUUGAAUUUGCAACAGUGAACUACUUUACAAAGAGAAGUUGGGCCUGGGAUGGAAAAAAGGCACUUGAAGCAGCAAAAAUAAAGAAAAAAGAGCAAGAAUCUCUUGGACGAAAGCCCAUCAACACAUAUGGUGGAGGAAGAAUUACUUACACACCAAACAUUUCAAAAGACCUGUCUUCAUCAGUCAUCUCAAACGCUGCUCCCUUACACAUUAAGGCUGUGGAAGAGAAGUGUCCUGAAACUAAAAAGACUUACAACAGUGUCAGCAAGAUUGACAAGAUGUCUCGGAUAGUCUUUCCAGUCAUGUUUGGAACUUUCAAUUUGGUUUACUGGGCUACAUAUUUGAACAGGGAACCUGUGAUCAAGGGCGCUGCUGCGUCCAAAUCCUCCACAGUGUUGCCAAUACAUAUCUAAGCCAUAUCCUUGCAAUGGACUACACCAAUGAAAAUUGUACAGUUUGGCUUUGACAUUUGUUUAUUUUUACUCUAUGUGUGGAGCAUUUCAUUUAUUGUUUGCUUCAAUAGUUGAUAGCUACAUUUAUGUUUUUAUUUUACCUCAUAUUUGCAAGAAAAGCUUACUAAAACACCAAAAAGCUGAUGCAUCAUAAUGCAAACAUCCCUGUCUCCCCGUGGGGGACAGAAACAUGGCUCAACUACACAUUUUUUGCUGCCCCACAAACGCAAAUCUAAAUAAGGCCUUGCAGUUCUGAAUGUUAGUAGUUUUUGAUUUUUUGUAACAUUUUGCUUUUAGGUUUAAUUAUCCUAAAAUAAGCCAUUGAGCCCUUACCGUUCCUUGCACUAUUUGUGGAAUUUACCCAGGAUGGACUGAAUAUGUUGGGUUAAAACUGGAUUUUCUGAUGUUUGAUCGUUCCUAAAACCUGAAUAAGUUCAUUGAUUUGUAAAGGCCUUACUUUUAGCAGAAGCCUGCAAAAAAAAACCUUGAGCCCCAACAGCAGGCUGUAGAUAAACACCACUGUAGAUAAACACCAAUGUAAAAAGCAGCAGUCAUCAGAAGGGGUUUCUUAGCAAUGUUGGUUCACCCUAAACAUGGAGCAUAAUCAUUGCUGACUGCAUAGCUAUAUACAGUACUUGUGAACGAAUCUUCAAUAGAGAUUUAAUAAUAUUCCACAAGGUCUGAAAAGAGAAGUCUGGUUUACAUUUGUGUGCAAAAUGUGUGCCAGCAAUGUCUACAAUGUCAAUGUUUUUAACAACAAAGUUCAGUGAAGGAGCAACCUUAUCAAACCUGUAUCAACAAAUUUUUGCUCAACGGGGUCAAGUGCAAGUCAAAUGCGCAUUUCAAUGAAUUCUGAACGAUCUCAGAAGUGUCCUAAUUUGAUGUCAAGCUGACGCCAUCGACACAAACCCAAACAUGUCAACGCAGGCCCUAAAUGCGCCAUGAUGGAAUUGAUUUACUAAAAGCAAAUGGGGUGCUACAAAACACAUCAAUAAAGUGCAAAACUUUUUUGUGACAAAAAAUAAUGUAAGUCUGUUUUAAAUGUG
Rana temporaria (common frog) is the source of this 3086-nucleotide messenger RNA. RefSeq names its product gamma-aminobutyric acid type A receptor subunit alpha5 (gene GABRA5). Gene Ontology annotation, biological process: chloride transport; signal transduction; nervous system process. Bases 583 to 2001 code for a protein of 472 amino acids. NCBI's taxonomy places the organism in Eukaryota, Metazoa, Chordata, Amphibia, Anura, Ranidae. Gene Ontology annotation, molecular function: benzodiazepine receptor activity; GABA-A receptor activity; inhibitory extracellular ligand-gated monoatomic ion channel activity. The transcript has 10 exons. The record is from RefSeq and is a predicted model, not a curated record. Gene Ontology annotation, cellular component: dendrite membrane; GABA-A receptor complex; postsynapse.